Molecule: messenger RNA, 1550 nt
Organism: Chiloscyllium plagiosum (whitespotted bambooshark)
Lineage: Eukaryota; Metazoa; Chordata; Chondrichthyes; Orectolobiformes; Hemiscylliidae
Source: RefSeq, a predicted model, not a curated record
GCAGGGUGGAACUGGGGUAAGGUAUCGGGAGGAGAAAUGAGGAAAGCGGUGAAUCCACAUUGAUGCCAUCGGGCUGAAGGUUUCAUCCUGUGGCCGAAUAUUUCAAUUCGCUCUCGCACUCUGCUGAUGACGGGCCUCAUCUAUCGCCACUCCCUCACCAUCCGAUGCCUGGAGGAAUAACGUCUCAUCUUCCGUCUUGGGACCCUUCACUGUGUAAGAAGAAUCACAUUUCACUCAGUGAGUGAAAUGUUCUUGUAUAAAGAGGGCAGCUCCUACCCUAGAGCACAGAAGGACAGCUCAGAGACAUAUGUUCACACUUGGAAUGAACUGUCUCGAUGCCGCAUCAAUUGAAAUAAUUUGUCAAAAUUCACACAACACCAGGUUCUAGUCCAACAGGUUGAACUUGUCCACCCCAGUCAAACACCAGCACCUUCACAUCAUGAAAUAGGGUGUGAUCUCGGGAUGGGGCUCAUGGUGUUUGAGUGGACAGCGUUAUUGCUGGCAGAUUCCAGAUUCUGCUUUUGUUAUUUCAUUAUCAUGUAACCCCCCUCUGUAAUCAGGAUUACACUUGUUAUUGUAAUGGGUUUGUUCAUUUCCAGAAAUGUGAAAAACAGCAACAAAGCCGAGCAAUGCUGUCACCUCGAUCUCCCCAAGGAGCUUCCACACAGUAUAAGGCAGCGUCUCUGGGAAUGCAUCAGCUCAGAGUCUCAAACAAGGAGCUUGUCAGCUACCUGAAGGGACAGAUCACCUCACACAGAAAAAUGCAUCGACCAAUUGAUCACGUGGAGAAGGUGUUCUACACCAUCCUUGCUGUUACUGGCAUCCCAGUAAAUUUGCUGGCAGUUGCAAACUUUUCCAGGCAAAAGUGUGGUAUUUCACCUUGCACUACCCGUUACCUGGUGUUUAUGGCAGCUGCCGAUCUGAUGGUCAUUAUUACUGAGGUUAUAUUGUGGAGAUUACCUUUCUAUUAUUACCUGCAGUCUUUCCUGAACAUCACUCCUGUGUGCAGUGUUAUUGGGGCACUGUCUCGUGCUGCCAGGGACUGCUCUGUCUGGUUCACCGUCACUUUCUCCUUUGACCGAUUUGUGACCAUUUGUUGUCAGAAGCUGAGAACAAAAUAUUGCACUGAGAAAGCUGCGACUGUGGUUCUGGCAACAACCUGCACAUUGUUCUGUCUGAAAAACAUCCCCUUCGCUUUUGAAUAUGAGGCUGUGAAGAUAAUCAACAAUGUGCCAUUCUACUGUCGAACAAAGUUAAGCAACUUGACUGCGACUUGUCAGACACAUUUUAGCGACCAGUCAAGUCCGGAAGAGGCUGAAAGAGGAAACCGUUUAGAUGGCAAUGUUGAAAGAAGCAAAGAGAAAAACUGUGUGAAAUGUACCCAGACAGGGGCAAAGAAAUACUGGAAGGAAGAGGAAUGGAGUAGAGAUGGAGAGAAAAGAAGAUGGAGAGAAAGGAAGAUGGAGAGAAAGAAAGGAAAAAGUGAUAAUUUGAUGCAGGGACUGUUUCUUCGCCUCACAAAUGGUAUGAUGUUAAUGAAUUCUUAUUGA